This is a messenger RNA of Aureobasidium uvarum, 969 nucleotides long. The record is from the annotation of a GenBank genome assembly. Lineage: Eukaryota; Fungi; Ascomycota; Dothideomycetes; Dothideales; Saccotheciaceae.
AUGACCACCUCAUUCUUUCCAGUCGGAUACCAUGCAGACUGUGUGCCAUACUUGGCUCAAUACAUGCCCAAACUCACCGCCGACUAUAAUGCCGUGACCUACAGCGCCUCACUGGGCUUGACGAUCCCCAACGCUACGUUUGAGCAAUUGCAACUCCAAGUCUGCAAUACGACAUGCGACAAAGGAAGACUCACUGACAGGGCAUGGCCACUCACGCUCUUCUCUCCCGGUCUGGGUGCUUCACGCCAACUCUACAGCGCUUUGGCCGAGCAGCUCGUCGCCACGGGUUAUAUCGUCGUCACCGUCGACACGCCCUUGCAGGCAGACAUCAUCGAGUACACCGAUGGCUCGUUUCUGCUCGCGCCGGGUAUAGGCACUGAUGCCCAACUCGAAGCCGCACUCCCAGAUCGAGUCAAAGACAUCAUCUUCGUCAAGAACAAAAUGCUGACUGGUGUGGGUCUGCCAUCCUCUGUCAAGCCAGAUCCCCAUCGCAUCGCUGCCUGGGGCCACUCUUUUGGAGGCGCUGCAGCAGCUCAAGUGCCACUUGAAGAUCCGUCUUUCCGAGCCGGCAUCAAUUUCGAUGGCAAGCUCUAUGGCUCUGUGGCCACCUCUGGUCUUGGACAGCCUUUUCUCUUCUUCUCACACUCCAUCCAACCAGACUCGGGCGUAAUAAGUUCUUGGCAAUCCUUCUUGCAAGCCUCACCUACGUUCAACAAGUUUGAAUUGCGCUUGAAUGGUUCUGUGCAUUUGACGUUUUCGGAUGCUCCGCUUCUGGCUGAUCUUUCCGGUAUCGUCGAGUUGCCUGGAGCUGGGACUUUGAUUGGGCUGUUGGAUGGUAGGAGGGUGCUUGUUAUUCUCGCUGCGUAUGCGGACGCGUUUUUCGGGUAUGCAUUCAGAGGGGCGGUAAAGGUGCCAGAGCUGCUUAGAGGCCCCAAUUCUGGAUUUCCGGAAGUGGAGUUUGUGGGUUGA